GGUUCUUCCAACCUUCAACCCACGUGUAGUCUGAGACUAACUUGGCUUGUGGCGAUUGUACCCGUUCUCCAAUCUCUGGACUCAAGCUAGAGGUGAAGAGAUAGCAGAAGCAAUGUCUUCCGAUCAUGUCAUUUACCGCCCCGACACCGAUGGUAUACCUAACUCACCCGAACAAUCCAGCGACGUUCCUAAACUCGCCCGAACGCAGCGAGGACGAUGAGCUCGGGUGGCUACCCCGGGGAAAUCCCACCGCUGUUACCAAGGCUUUACCCUUUCCCAAAUCUAAGACCAAAUCUAAGACCAAAUCUAAGACCAAGACUAAGGCCGAACCCGCUGGGUCUGAAUCUGAUAUCAACGGCGGAGAUGAAUCAACACGCGACGGCUCCGGCAAGAACGAUGCUGAAGGAGAUGGGCAGCUCAAAGGCGAGCCUGCAGCUUCAGCUUGA
Postia placenta MAD-698-R-SB12 is the source of this 446-nucleotide messenger RNA. RefSeq lists its product as hypothetical. Lineage: Eukaryota; Fungi; Basidiomycota; Agaricomycetes; Polyporales; Adustoporiaceae. The record is from RefSeq and is a predicted model, not a curated record. Bases 126 to 446 code for a protein of 106 amino acids. The transcript has 3 exons.